This is a messenger RNA of Lymnaea stagnalis (great pond snail), 5743 nucleotides long. The record is from the annotation of a GenBank genome assembly. Lineage: Eukaryota; Metazoa; Mollusca; Gastropoda; Lymnaeidae.
AGUGUAGUUGCCAACGUUCUGGUGUUCAUGUUCCUUUACGGAAUGACGGAUUAUCUCCCUAAAGAUAUGGUUAUGCCGGAAAAGAUAUUUCCCAGAGAAAUUGCCUGUAGGAAAUCGUUGUUAAAGUUCUUUGCAGCCCCCAUGAUCGCACUUUAUGUUCAAGAUUACUUCAAACCCGAAACGAAGGCCAAGGUAAAAAUGUCUAAAUUAUAACAUAUAACUUUGUUUGUUUGAAAAUCUGAUGUAAAACCGUUUGAUUUUUUGUGACCCAAAUUGUAAAGGGUUUUCUUUUAACGAACCCAAGAACUGGCUUAAUUAAUGAAACGAUAUUCUCUCUUUCAUUGAUUCGAUAGAUUUUUUUUUAAAAAUAUGGCUGUGGCAGUUAUUUUAAUGGUAUGGCCAUUGGUGUGGCCAUUGGUGUGGCUAAAAACACUUUUACUGAAAGAAGGUUGGGUCUUUUUCUUGUGCAAUGUGAUUAAAAUAAAAUAAUACGCCGAAAAUGUAUAAAUAGAAAAUUUAUUUGAAAAUAUAUAUAAAAUUGGAUAUUAAUUUGGAAAUCUAUUUAAGUAAAUAUUCGUACUUUAGCAAUGUGUAUGCUAUAAGAUACGAUAAAGGGAAUGUGUUGCAUACUAAGUUAUUCUAGAGUUUUUUUAUUGUCUACAGAUGAUUCCACUAUCUUUUUUUUUAUUCCUUUAUGUAUAAGAUGUCUAUCGACUUAUUUAUCUGGUUUAGUUAAUGUUUCAAAUUUUUCCAUUAAAGGUCACUUCUAUCUUAGAAAAUAUCAGGAAAGAAAUUGUCAAAACUUUCACUGGUGUUCCUUGGAUGGAUGAUAACUUAAGGAAAGCGUUAAUUCGAAAAGCCCAACUGUUGGAAAUGGACCCGGCUCACCCUGACUGGAUUCUUGACCAGGUCACUCUGGACAAAGUUUAUGAAAAAGCCGAAGUCUUUCCUGGAGAACUUUUAAAAAGCGUCAUUGGUAUCAGAAAAGAGGUUAUAAGGCAACGAUUUCAACUCGAGCCAUAUUCGCCCACCAUGUAAGUGUUAAUUUUAAUUGGUUUGGUUUGGUAGAGGUAAAACAAAUUUGUGGUACCUGUAAAGCAAGUUCUUGAUCAUUCCAUUAUGGUAUACAAGACAUUGAACUGAAAUUUAUAAUUAAUAACAUAAUAAAACAUAAUUAAGAAAUGUUCCAAUUUUUUUUUCUUAAAUGAUGCAGUCAAUGAUUUUUGCAAAAUAUUUUAUCUUAAAAUUAAAUUCCACAACAUUUUGUUUUUAAUCAUUUUUAAUAUUUUUAUUGAACCAAUUCUAUAAGUAUUCUAUUCAGACAAGAGUGUUCAUCAAUUUGGUGCAACGUUUAGACAUUCGACAAGGAGUUUCUGUCAAGUUGAAACAAAAUAUCGGUUCCUGAAACGUUCAGACAUUUAAAAUGCGAUUUAAGCAAAUAGAGACACCAAAAGUUGCAACCGUAGCAAUUGUAACACAUGUCCCUUUUGGAAUGAAAAUCAUGGCAUCAUUUUUAACAGUGCAACAUUGUUAUGCACCCCGAUUUGUUUCAGGUCUGAGAAUUGGGUGUUAGAUACUGCGUGUAUCAGUGGAAUUGAGGGGUAACGUUUGGAGUGGUUAAAACAUCUGAACAAUCACAAUCUUGAUCCUGAAUCUCUUGUCCUGUCAAAGAACAUACCUUGACGUGAUUGAGGGACAUACUGGCACGACUGCUGGGCUAACAGAUGUUACAGCCUACAUAAUAUCAUAAAAAAGUAGAGAUCUGCAAGUAUUUGGAUAUGAAGCAACUCUACAUAUAACAUUUCUACAAAGAACUAAAAACAGCAACACAGACCGACACAGCACAGGUUAAGCUAAUCAAAACACAGUCCGACACAGCUCAGGUUAAACUCAUAUCACAUCACAGACCGACACAUCAUAUGUUAAACUCAUAUCCCAACACAGAUAGGAACAGCACAGGUUAAAUUCAUAUCGCAUUACAGACCCACUCAGCACAGGUUAAACUUAUAUCACAGACCGACACAGCCAAGGUUAAACUCAUAUGACAACCCAGAACGACACAACACAGGUUAAACUCAUAUCACAACACACACCAACAUAGCACAGGUUAAAGUCAUAUCACAACACAGACCGACACAUCAUAUGUUAAACUCAUAUCCCAACACAGAUAGGAACAGCACAGGUUAAAUUCAUAUCGCAUCACAGACCGACACAGCCAAGGUUAAACUCAUAUGACAACCCAGAACGACACAGCACAGGUUAAACUCAUAUCACAACACACAACGACAUAGCACAGGUUAAAGUAAUAUCACAACACAGACAGACACAGACCAGGUUAAACUCAUAUCACAACACAGACCGACACAGCACAGGUUAAACUCAUUUGACCAGCAAGAACGACACAAUACAGGUUAAACUCAUAUCACAGACCGACACAGCCAAGGUUAAACUCAUAUGACAACCCAGAACGACACAACACAGGUUAAACUCAUAUCACAACACAGACCGACACAGCACAGGUUAAAAUUAUAUCACAACACAGACCGACACAUUAACGGUUAAACUCACAUCACAACACAGACCGACACAGCGCAGGUUAAACUCAUAUCACAACACACAACGACAUAGCACAGGUUAAAGUCAUAUCACAACACAGACAGACACAGACCAGGUUAAACUCAUAUCACAACACAGACCGACACAGCACAGGUUAAACUCAUUUGACCAGCAAGAACGACACAAUACAGGUUAAACUCAUAUCACAGACCGACACAGCCAAGGUUAAACUCAUAUGACAACCCAGAACGACACAACACAGGUUAAACUCAUAUCACAACACAGACCGACACAGCACAGGUUAAAAUUAUAUCACAACACAGACCGACACAUUAACGGUUAAACUCACAUCACAACACAGACCGACACAGCGCAGGUUAAACUCAUUUCACUUGAUAGAGCAAGGUUUAUACGGAUAUCAUCGCCUGCAUAUGAAAUGACCUGCAUACAAAGUGACCUGAAUAUGAAAUGACCUUAAUAUGAAAUGACCUGCAUAUCAAAUGACCUCCAUGAAAAGAGUGAGGCAACCAUCUCAGAUAGACCUGAUCUCACAUAGAUUUAUUAUUUUGCAUGAAGGUAGAAAAAUACAAUUGUUAACACAUACAAACCCCAUCAAAUAGCCGCAAAUUGUCAAUACAUUCAAACCCCAUCAAAUGGCCGCCAAUUGUUAACACAUACAAACUCAAACAGAUAGCCGUACCUAUAUUAACCCAGAGAACACACUGUGCUUCAUAAUCGUGGUCACCUGGUUUUUAAGGGUUACUCCCCCCAAAACGGAGAUAUGCACAUUACAAAAACACUGGGAAGGCAAUUUUCUUUUCUGUUUUACUUCCUCAGAAGUUGGGAGUACAUGCCUUUCAACCGUUAUGCUUAUUCCAAUGCUCAAUUGCUUUCCAUCAACAUCACCAUCUCUUUCUUACAACCCCCCAUAUACAGUCAUCUCUUCCCGAAGUAAGUACACCUUUACGAAAUAGUUAGACGGAAAAUAGAUGCAAAAAAAUAUGGUAACUUCUUGUGUAUACAUGUAAUAUUUAUUAACUUUCUUUAUUUGUACCAGUAUAUUAAUUCAUUGGCUAUUUUUAUAACGUUUCUUUACUUAUACCAGAAUAUUAAUGACGUCGUAAUUUUUAUAAAGUUUCUUUAUUUGUACGAAUAUAUAAAUGACUUCUUUAAGUCUAGGAUUGUUGAUUUUUAUGUUUUAAUAAUUUUUUUUUAUGUCUUUCCAUCUAAUAAUAAUAGUAAGUGCCAUAAAAACUGCAACAAUGUCUUAUACUAAAGCACGAAGAAAACAGUCUUCGCUGCAAUUUUAUACUUAACUAAAAAUAAUGAUUUACAAUUGAUAAAGUACUAACAAUAAAAAUGUUUUACUUAACUUUGAAGAUUUCCAGUGAAGCACCAAGCAUAUUAUGAUACAACUGGUUAUAAUUUCCAAUGUAACAUUAAUCACAUGAUGAUAAAAGUGGUUAUAAUUUCCAGUGAAACACCAACCACAUAAUGAUAAAAGUGGUUAUGAUUUCGAUUGUGUGAAAAGCAACCGAUGAAUCAAUGGUGACGUCUAAUGAAAAGUUGCAGGAGACGAUCCUACAUCAGAAAUGACACACUUCACAUAGAUAUGACAACUUAGCUCUCGGUUUAGUGGACUAUAUUUGCUUAUUUACUUUCGUUUAUUUAACACACACUAACUUCGGCAAUAGAAAUUAAGAACACAAGUAACACACACACACACUGGCAAAUGGAGCGUUUUAAAUAAUCUGAUAUUGAGUUUGAUACGAACAUGAUUUUGUUUUAUGCUGGGCUAACUGGUCUACACGAGUUUAAGACAAGUGCGAGCCAUAGCAACAAUACGAUUCACCAUAUAAUUUGAACACCAACUUAUGAACUAUCCAGGGUUUAACAGGGUGUAGAAUUUUUUAAUCGGGUCCCGGAAUUUUGAGAAAAUAACGGGUGCGUCCAAAUGUUACAAAAAUAAGAGUUAAUUUUUCGUUUUCUAGAAUAUCCAACGAAAUCUCCCGCCCUUUGUCGUAGUGAGAGCGCAUUCGUCAACCGUUUGUGGUAAGAGAUUACCCACUAAACAUAGGCAGUGUCGUUAUCUCGGAGUAGAGAUGACGUUUUACGAAAACCCGUCAACAGCGAAGAUACUGUCGUUCAUUUUAUAACAAAGGGUGCUAAACAACAGUCCCUGUAUAACGAAAAUAGCAAUACCUUCAUUGUACCAGGUGACGGCAAGACUCACAGGCGCAUCAAAGGACCGAAAUGAAAGGACGGCCCAUGACUCAGUUCUUUGUGGUGUGGAGCCCAAGAACAAAGAUGUUAAAAUAAUAAUAUUUUUUUGUUUGUAAUAUUAUUUAAAAAAGAAAAUAAAAAGUAAUUAAUUGCCGGUGUUCAGACGACACGCAUAAAUCUCGCUGCGGCACAGACAUUUUUUUAAGCAUAACUAUUAACAUAAAACAUGCGGAGUUUCGGGGUUGGCAAUUUUGAAAAGAAAGCAGGACGCACCAGAAGGAAAAUAGAUAUGAGAGGUAAAGGACUUUUUCUCUUCAUAAUCACCCUCGACACGAGGUGAAAUCGCUGAGCGGAUAUUUUGAGGUGAAGACUGGUCAACGCUUCAUUUUAACACAGUUUUAAUUUGUUCAUUUGUUCACGAGCCAAGCUUGAAUAGUAACACAUGUUAUCGUUUUGGAAGGACAACAUUGGCAACAUUGCUUUUCAAGCAGCAUGAUUUCGAUUAGGAUACCACCAGUUGGUCAUUAUAAAUAAAUGAAGGGACUGCUUGGUCAUUAUAACACGAGUAUUUCUAUUUAUAAAAUAUGAGUGAAACUGAAAUAGUAGCAAUAGGGGCGUUAUUAUAAUAGUUUCCCAAACAAUUUAGACAUCCUGUUCGUUAAUACAUUACAAUACUUGUAUUUGUUAGAAGUGUUCAGGCUGAUGCUACUCAUUUAUUAUUAAGUUAGUCCAACAAAAAAUUUGACAAGCGUAUUCCAUGAUACACACAUGACCCACAUAUAACAUACACAUAUAAACACUCGCAUAACACAAGCAAUAAAUAACAAGAUUUUCAAUAACAUUGAAAAACUUUACAAUUAUCUUUAGAUCAUUUCAGUACGGAGGUCUUGGUUGUUUGUUUGGCCACGAAUUCAUGCACGCCUUUGAUAUUGUUCGGAGACUGGUCGAUAGAAACUUCUUGCCG